This is a messenger RNA of Prorocentrum cordatum, 3063 nucleotides long. The record is from the annotation of a GenBank genome assembly. NCBI's taxonomy places the organism in Eukaryota, Dinophyceae, Prorocentrales, Prorocentraceae.
AUGGCGCUUCGAAAGCAGGGCGCGGCUGGCAAGAAAGGGCGCAAAGAAAAGAGCUUCGUGGCAUCCCGGAGCUCGAACGGGCCACGCGCCGCUUCCGAGUGUUCCACGCACAAGGAGACGGACGCGCACAUCGUUGCAGCCGCCCGCGCAGCGGGCUUCCUGACGGCCGUAUCCGCGUCUGGCAUUCUGGCGCACGUGGAAGAGCUCAUGUGCGCUGAGCCCCUCAGCCAGCGGCACCGAUUCCUCGCCAUAGUGGCGGCCCACAUGCCCGACCUCAAGAUUGUCGUCCACGACGACGCGCGCCGCCUGCGCCUCGUGGCGGAGAAGAGCGGGGAGGGCACCGCCGUGGCUGCGCGGCCAACAGCCUUGUUGAGCAAGUUCCCCACAAACAUCUGCGAAAUCAUGAACAGCGAGUUGUCCCCGCUGGGCCACGUGGUCCACCACGUGGGCCGGUGGGCCUCCCAGUUCUACGUGCAAGAGAUGGUGGACGCGUCGAACAUGAAGACGCUGGGGCGCAUGAGGGGCGCCCAGGCCACUGCCGCCAGGAAGGUUGCUCGGGCGAGCGAGGCCGCCUCGGCCUCGGCCGAGAAGAAGCCGUCAUGCUCGCGACGCGACCGCGCCGUCACGCACUGCGCGGCCAUGGCAGGGAAGAACACGGAGAGUCUGUCCCAGAAGCAGGUGAAGAAACUCUUUGCGAGGGCGAUGGCUCGCGUCGCCAGUGAGUUCAGCCCGGCGGAGCACCUCCCCCCUAAGGUGCGCGAGUUCUUGGAGCCCAUCGUUAACACAACGUGCCAAGGGUAUUGCACGAGCGCCUUGAUGGUUGGAGGCCCCAUGGCGGCUCUUACAAAUGGCGCCGCCGUCAAGAUAUGGAGCCAGAAGCCCACUCCAUUAAUUGCACCAGUGUUCCAGAUAGGGAACGCACAGGCGGGGAAGAGCCAGCUUUUCAGUGUGUGCGAGGAGAUCUUCGACACGUGCGACGACGUCAUUGGCGAGCACGUCGACUCCUUCAAUUUCACGGAAUUCUUUUACCGGUGCUCCAGCGGACUUCCCCUCGUUGAUUUUUCGGAGGGCGACGGGCGGGUUGCCGAGUUCAGGCAAUCAGAUGUGCGGGGCGGCAGGGCGUUCAAUCUAGACGAGGCGUACGAGUUCUGGGACGGCCUCGGCCUUCUCGCUACCGGCCGCGGAGGAGGAGGUGGAGGAGGAGGAGAGAAGGAUCGGGCGCCGACGGUCCACGCGUCCACCUUGAACACUUUCAUCGCGAGUGGCAAGACGAGACGGGCAACUCGCACAAGCGCGACCUUUGGCGAGUCUCGCGGCAAACGCGUCUCGGUGUCUCUGCUCGGCAACGGACAUCCUGGGAAAUUCAUAGCCAUGGACAGGGGGAUCGUGGGUAACCACACGGCGUGCACUAAGGAGCGCUUCGUCGCCUGCAUUGACCAGGCCGCUGCGCGCCACGCUGCGCUGCCCGCGGGGAGUCGCCUCCCGCGCGGCGUCUCCGCGUGGGCGUGGCUGCCGCUCGCCCCCCAGCAGGCGCAGACGUUCAACUGGGAGACAUACCUUGACGCCCCUGAGGCCGCGGCCCAGUAUUUGGAGAGGGACACCGAGACGGGCGAGGCGUCGGCAGCAAAUUCCCAGGCUCGCAGUUUCGUGGGCCCGGCUGGCGGAUACAAGGUGGAGUUCCCAGAUGGCGAGGAGUCCCGGUUGCGAUACCUGCGGGUUACCCCGUCCGACGUAGGCGACGCGCAGUUGCGGACCGAGUUCCGAAUUUCUAACAGGGGGGACCUGCCGGACCCCACGGGCCACAUCCAAGCGGGGGCCAGGAGGGUUGCAGAGCUUUUCGCCAAGAAGCCGCAGGCGAUCUUGCCGUUCGAGGAGGGGGCGCGCAAUAUCAUGACGGGCAACCAAGUGGCACAGAGCAUCCGCGCGCAGUUGCGAGGAGACGACGAUCCUACUUUGGCUGCGCUGGAGGCCAACGCCGCGGGCCAGCAGGGCGUUCAGGCUGCUCUCGUUGCCGUGCUGGAUUACUCUGGAGGCGGGGGCACCUUGGACGCGGCCUCGGGGUUGCCGCUCAUCACCACCCAGCACGUCCAGUGCGCCAGGCGCAUGCUCGACAUCAGCAUUGCCAUCCGGACCAUAUGGCGAGCUGCUCUGGACGAAGACGGCGACGCUGCCGACGGCGAGAGCGACGGCGACAACGAGCCAGGGCGUUUGGCGCGCCCUGUUCGGGGUCACUAUCACCCUCAUGCGUACGCCGCGCCGCUCUCCACGCAGGUGCCAGCUUGCCCGGCGGCGCCCCAGGGCCCGGUUCCCGCUGGCGGCCUGGUGGCUGACGUUGCGCGCCCUGCCGCGCGGGCUGGCGGCGGCAAUGUCGACGUCUCGCAGCCCGCCAGUCCGGGCGCCGCGGAGAGCGAUCUGGCCGGUGCCCCCCCGACAGGAGGCGAGGCGCCGGGCUCGGGCGAGCGCGCGCUGACGUUCGCGGACUUGGCGGGCGAGGCGCAAUUCGACAAUCAGGGCCUUGGCGAAGGGGGGGCCAUGGUUUUCACGAAGGCAGCUUUCAAGGACAGAGAGCUCAUCCGUCGUGUGCUCCUGACCGGGAAAAGCCAGAUUUCCGUGGACGCCUGCGUCGACCUCUACAGCGUGGCCGUGUUGGACCAAGAGGCCCCCGCAAAGCGGAAGAGGCGAGCGCGCCCGUCCAAGCCCGAAGCGGUGGCGGUGCUUAAGGCGGCCUUCGAGCAGUUCCCGCGCCUGGGGGAGUGCCAGGAGCAGAACGGCGAGGUGUUUCUCAAGGGCUGGCCCGACUCAGAACUUGGGAGGGCGCUCUUCCACAACGAGCUCAUGCGCUGCUGCCGCGUGUCACUGAGGCAGCUGUCACAGAAGCGCGCCCAGUUCCACGAGGGGCGCCCGCAGCUCGCUGACGCGACGCCGAGCCGCGCGGCCGGCCCCCCCGCGCAGCCCCCGCCUUCGCGCGGCGCCCGGGCGAGUGACGCCGGCGCUGCCCCUGACGCCCAGUGCUUCUGGCGCCGCGGAGCCGUUCCGAGCACGCCGCCUGGCGGCUUGCAUUAG